This is a messenger RNA of Harmonia axyridis, 929 nucleotides long. RefSeq names its product nuclear cap-binding protein subunit 2 (gene Cbp20). Lineage: Eukaryota; Metazoa; Arthropoda; Insecta; Coleoptera; Coccinellidae. Gene Ontology annotation, biological process: mRNA cis splicing, via spliceosome. Bases 293 to 763 code for a protein of 156 amino acids. The record is from RefSeq and is a predicted model, not a curated record. Gene Ontology annotation, molecular function: RNA cap binding. Gene Ontology annotation, cellular component: nuclear cap binding complex. The transcript has 4 exons.
GUUACCUCACUCUUCAACCCAAGUUACGAGGCAACCUGUGUAAUCUACAGACCUUGCCCAUAGAGAAAGGAUUAUUUGUCUAUGUAGAAUCCUAACAAAAAUAAACAAUUCUGAGUUCAGUGUAGUUGUUUUGUUCUGGUUCAGUAUCAGAGAUAAGGUUAGAAUUUACAAGAGAAGUUGAAAGUGAAUACGGUCAAUUUCAAUUGAAUAAAGAAGUGAAGUUUUUUAAUUAUUGAAAUACUGCUACUAUUGUGAUCCAUUUGUGUUUUCAUUAUAUACGCCGGUCACCAAUAUGGUUACGAUAAAUUCUCCAUCAGUUGAAUUGAGUUCUUACAGGGAUCAACAUUUUAAGGGAACAAGAGCAGAACAAGAUAAGCUAUUAAGGCUUUCAACUACUUUAUAUGUGGGAAAUUUAUCUUUCUACACAACAGAGGAACAAAUUUAUGAAUUAUUCUCAAAAUGUGGAGAUAUCAGAAGAGUAAUAAUGGGCUUGGACAAAUAUAAAAAAACGCCUUGUGGUUUUUGUUUUGUAGAGUUUUAUACAAGAGAAGACGCUGAAUGUGCAUUGAGGUAUGUCAAUGGGACAAGAUUAGAUGAUCGCAUAGUAAGAACAGAUUGGGAUGCUGGUUUUGUUGAAGGAAGACAGUAUGGUAGGGGAAAAACGGGGGGACAGGUUAGAGAUGAAUAUAGAACAGACUAUGAUGCCGGAAGGAGUGGUUAUGGAAAAAUAAUACAGCAAAAAAUGGGUGUCCCUAAAAUCUAAAAAAAAACAUUUGUGCAACAUAAAUGCCAACAAUCAAGUUCAACUGAAUAUAAAUCUAGCAAUUUGUAUAAUGACUUUCAGAUCUUAAUAAGAUUAUUAAUGAGAAAACCUGAAUGGAGUAUUUAAAUAUAGUUAAUAUUUUCUUUAAAUAAACAUGUUAUAUAGA